AUGUUUAUGAAUAAAAAAUUUAAUGCUGCGAUUGAUAGAGCACAUGCACUAACAGAUUUUAAUAUUCACAAUAAUAUUCACAAACAAGAUGAAUUUCAAAAACAAAUAAUUCUUGCUGAUGAAUCACUUUCAAAAGAUGGAAAAUCUGAAGCAAUAAGAGAAUUGACUAAAAUUUAUGACAGUAAUAAAGUUGUUUUUAAUAAUGGAACAAGAAGAGUUUGUGAAAAUUGUAACCAAAAAUGUUUAGCUACAUUAUAUUGUGAAUUUUGUGUUCGAAAUUAUUUAAAAGUAAAUUUUUCAAAUUGGACAUCUGAAAAUGAUGACAUUGAUAAUUUAAUACAAGAAUGUCAAAUGAAAACAAUUAGACCAGGUGGUAUAGUUGAAUGGAUUCCAUAUAGUAAUUUAAAAAAUAUUAAUUAUUUAACAAAAGGUGGAUGUUCUGAAAUAUAUACAGCAAAGAUGAUUCAUGGAAGAUAUGAUGAAUGGGAUUCUAAAGAACAGCAAUUAAAAAGAUUUGGAAACCAUAAUGUAAUACUCAAAAGAUUAGAAAAUGUUGAAAGUGCAAAUAAACGUUGGUUUGAAGAGGUUACCUCACAUUUAAAUAUAAGUAAUAAAUGGUCAGAUGCGAUUGUUAAAUGUUUUGGUUUGACACAAGAUCCAUUAAAUGGAGAUUAUAUGCUUGUAAUGAAUAAAUUAGAUAUAGAUUUAAGAAAAUAUUUACAACAAAAUCAUAAUCAACUUACAUGGAAAGAGAGAAUUCAAAUUGCUACUGAUAUAAUUCUAGCACUUUUACGAAUUCAUAAUGAAAAUGCAAUUCAUAGAGAUUUACACUCUGGAAAUAUAUUAUUCAAAUCUGGAUUAUUUAAUAUAAGUGAUCUUGGAUUUUGUGGACCUGCAGAUAGACCAUUAAAAAGUAUAUAUGGAAAUCUUCCUUAUAUUGCACCAGAAGUUAUUGCAGGAAAAGAAACUACUUUUUAA
Messenger RNA from Rhizophagus irregularis DAOM 181602=DAOM 197198, 978 nucleotides. NCBI's taxonomy places the organism in Eukaryota, Fungi, Glomeromycota, Glomeromycetes, Glomerales, Glomeraceae. The record is from RefSeq and is a predicted model, not a curated record.